Molecule: messenger RNA, 999 nt
Organism: Coccinella septempunctata (seven-spotted ladybird)
Lineage: Eukaryota; Metazoa; Arthropoda; Insecta; Coleoptera; Coccinellidae
Exons: 3
Coding region: 1-417 (138 amino acids)
Source: RefSeq, a predicted model, not a curated record
AUGAAUAAGAAAACUUGGUGUUACAUUACCGGAGAUCUGGAUCCGGACCGGGGAGAGGUGAGACCCACGUCUGCCCUGUUCAGAUCUGGAUCCGGACCGGGGAGAGGUGAGACCCACGUCUGCCCUGUUCAGAUCUGGAUCCGGACCGGGGAGAGGUGGGACCCACGUCUGCCCUGUUCAGAUCUGGAUCCGGACCGGGGAGAGGUGGGACCCACGUGUGAGGAGACCCCCACGUGUGGGACUCACGUCUGCCCUGUUCAGAUCUGGAUCCGGACCGGGGAGAGGUGGGACCCACGUGUGAGGAGACCCCCACGUGUGGGACCCACGUCUGCCCUGUUCAGAUCUGGAUCCGGACCGGGGAGAGGUGAGACCCACGUCUGCCCUGUUCAGAUCUGGAUCCGGACCGGGGAGAGGUGAGACCCACGUCUGCCCUGUUCAGAUCUGGAUCCGGACCGGGGAGAAGUGGGACCCACGUCUGCCCUGUUCAGAUCUGGAUCCGGACCGGGGAGAGGUGAAACCCACCUUUGCUCGGUCCAGAUCUAGGUCUGGAUAGGCGGGUCGCCCCGGCCAUAGACGGGACAGACAGGGACGGAAAGCACCCAAAUGCGUGUUUCCCUCCUUGUCCGUCGCCCCGGCCAUAGACGGGACAGACAGGGACGGAAAGCACCCAAAUGCGUGUUUCCCUCCUUGUCCGUCGCCCCGGCCAUAGACGGGACAGACAGGGACGGAAAACACACAAGUGUGUGGUUUUCAUCCUUGUCUGUCGCCCCGACCAUAGACGGGACAGACAGGGACGGAAAGCACACAAAUGCGUGUUUCCCUCCUUGUCCGUCGCCCCGGCCAUAGACGGGACAGACAGGGACGGAAAACACACAAGUGUGUGGUUUUCAUCCUUGUCUGUCGCCCCGACCAUAGACGGGACAGACAGGGACGGAAAGCACACAAAUGCGUGUUUCCCUCCUUGUCCGUCGCCCCGGCCAUAGACGGGACAGACAGGGA